Nannizzia gypsea CBS 118893 is the source of this 2424-nucleotide messenger RNA. RefSeq lists its product as hypothetical. The record is from RefSeq and is a predicted model, not a curated record. The coding region runs from base 1 to 2424 and encodes 807 amino acids. The transcript has a single exon. Lineage: Eukaryota; Fungi; Ascomycota; Eurotiomycetes; Onygenales; Arthrodermataceae.
AUGGAUGAUAUAGUCACGGAAUCAGUGCCGCAUGAGAAAGGCACUGAUGGCCCUACACAAGUCAGCGAGGAAUAUAGAUACAGCUCUUCGUCCACAUCACAACCCGGAUCGAGAGGCAGCUCUGGAGACACUGAGUACGGAGAAGGAGAGAUAGAAGACUUCCCUUACGACGAUGAAUUUGAUGAUGAAGACAAGUCUUUUGUUAGUGACCUGCGAGGAGGCGGGAAAGGGAUCCGGUCAGCACGCACUUCGAUCUCGUCUCUACCUGGAUCGGUUGUCGUAUUCCCCAAUAGCAAACCACAGGGGAAUGGACAGCUCUCACGAGGAGAUUAUCGGCAAAACAUCAAUAUCAAUGCUCUUGACAAGAGUCCCAUGUUCGAAAGCCCGUUUGUCGGCGGCAAGGUUCGCUCCAAGAAGAAGGUAGCCAAAGACGGGCGGUACAGCUAUGCACCGCAGGUGAGAGAUAUGGACUCACCGUUCCGCCAUCCAAGCUCCGUACGGGCUAUGCAGAUGGGGGAUGAAGACUACUAUGAUGACGGGUGUAUGGAUGACGGGAACUACUUCUCGUCCCCACCGUCAAGGAAUGGUCGGAUGAGCGGCCGUCAACAUGGGUCCCCAAGGAUGUCAGAUGUUUCGUUCCGAUCAAGCCCUAUGUCUCCAUCUGAACAACAGUCAUACCAUGCCAGUCCACCCCAGCAAAUCCAGCCAAGCAAGGAGUAUGCACUUGUGCUGCUUCAUUGUACUUUACUCCCGCCCUGUUUCCCUCUCUCACUACCCCCUGGAUUUCCCCCGCCUAGCAAGGAACUGCUUAGAGAGAUAUUGCCUGACGCUUACUGGACUAGAUGGAAAUUACUGGAAGAGAAGAUCGGUUCUACCGGUAUUUUACGGGACAGAGGGAUACUGAUAUCCCAUCCCCAGGAGGCAUAUGACUUGCUUGAGGAGCGUUUAUUGGAGACCAUGGGUUUGACUCGUCCAAGGCUUGCAUAUGGUCAUUUCAUCGGAGGGGGGGAUGAUACCGAUGAGGACGAGCAUACCACUGAAGAUGAAGAUGAAAAGUAUGAUACCGAAACCGGCUGUGUGAAGCAUAAAUGCCAGGAUUGCGGCCAGAGAGUCAUCAACAAUCGGGAUGGAGUAGAGAAAAAAUGGGAGGUCAGAGUUUAUGCCGCAAACGGACUUAUGGGACAGGGAGCCUGGUCAGCUGCUUGGAAAGAGAUGGAAAAAGUCGAUGUGGAAGUUGGUUUGUGUCUGCCGACCAAGCUGAGAAACGAGUUGGAACAGAGGCUUACCCAGGAUAUGUUGAAGCCAGGAGAGGUCAAGGCGAAAGGUUCUUCUCAUCCAACAACCACAGAAAGUAAGAGCCCUUUGGCACGUCCUCAAUCACAAAUUGAUGGGUUGGAUGAACCACUACAAGCUGAGACAGCGGUUAAACCACCGACUUGCAAGAGAACGAGGACUGCAUCUAUUCCGGCAUCAGCACACCACGCUGGGGAAGAUAUCAACCUAUUGAAAGCACUAUAUAAUUACAUACGAAUAGUGUGUCGAGGCAAUCAGCUCCCAAUAUUGACGAUUUUCCUUGUUCUGCUUGCUCUUCUGAUUCCUUCACCCUACAGCUUCUUUGGACGCUCGUCCAGAAAUAUUACCACUCCGCAGCUGAACACCAUCUCCUUGGAUACUGUUUCCAUGGAUCAGACUUCCAUUAUACCCGUCCCAACCAGCCAGGCAAAAGCAGUGUCUCAGCCCCCAGCUAGCUCGGUAGAGAUCGUACAAAGCUCAGUGCCAGUAGUACAAGAGUCUUCAAUGGCACCGUAUUCUAUGGCCAGCUCUCCAGAACCCGUACCAACCCAGCUCGUUUCUUCUGACUCGUAUCCUAGUCCACGCGAGGAGCAAAAAGUAUCACCAGAAUCGGAUUUUUCUCUUGACGAGGAGCCUUCGCCCGAGACAAUCGCUUCGUCGCGACCAAAGCUUCCAGUAUCAGGAAAUAAACAAUCUAUUGAUACCACAAUGCCCACACAGCCUGAAGAGCCGGCUUUGUCGGCUCCUCCACCAGAUUACUCAACGCAACAGGAUCAGCAGCUAUCUCCUUCACUCUCACCAAGUUCCUCCUUCAAUGCAGCUUUAUCCGGCUCCUCUGACUUACCACCUGUUGAAAGCGGGGAACAGUCUGCAGAAAUACCAGAGGUUUUACACCAUUCAGUGUCUCAGAGUCAUGCAGUUAUUUACACCGAUGUUUCUGCUCCUGAGGCCGAAAUUAUAAGCGAGGAGGUACAUGAACCCAAACCAGCGCCGCCACAAUCUACACCUUGUCCAACCUCCGCCGCUAUGGGAAAGGGGAAUGAAUUGCCGUCCCAAUUGAGUGCCCAGGAACAAGUUGCCAGGGCCUUUGGUACAGAUUCAAAACCUUCUAUGGAUAAGGAUGGCCAAUGA